UCUGUGUUCACGACUUCGCGACUCGCGUUUCAUCUGCCAUCGUUUCGAUCUGACACAAAUUUAUUUGUCAAAAUACCGUAAUAAACAUAAUUGCCUUUAUCUCCAUUGUUUCUCCUAAGUUUCUUCCCGUUCGUCCUUCAAUUUAAUCGUAAUAUUUCGUCGUUAAAAAGUUAAAUUCGAUUGGUUUAAAUUAAACUGUUUUUCAUUACCAGAAGAAGUACCAAAAUUGCCGGUUACCAUAGAUGCUAGAGGGAUAAAAUACAAUGUGUACAUCAUAGUCCAGUAGUGGUGUAUGUCAAUGGUCACUAGCGCCAGUGGAUGGUACAAUGAGUGAGGAGUCGCAGUCUCAUGAUGGCAGCAAGAAGAGUCCAUCAUUGGCUGCGGCCAGCGAAGCAGGCCUUCCUGAGGCUGAAUGUGAGCCGCAGGAUGCAUCUACGCACAUCUCACAGACUAAUAUUGCUCAGAUGACGGCGAGCUCUGUGCCCACGGACGGCAACAAAUGGAAAUGUGAAACUUGCACGUAUGAGAAUUUCCCGCUUUCCCGCAAGUGUACAAUGUGUCGCUCCAACAAGCCAUCGCUCGGGGAGGACAUAUUCAAACUACAAGAUGGCGCCAGCGCGCUCCCGACGCAGGACGACUGUGGCGCGGAAGCCAUAGCAGAGAGGCUGAAGCCGCUGAGGAUAUCGUCUCCGCAGGGUCAGGCGGGCGCCUCGUCAGUCAACAAGUGGCCUUGUGCGACAUGCACGUACGAGAACUGGCCGCGCGCGCUCAAGUGCGCCAUGUGCGGCGCGGGCGGCAGUCCGCACCGCCCGCACCCCCCGCACCCCGCACACUCCACGUACCCCGCCGCUGUAGGUAUAAACGACCUCUGCAACAGCCAGCCACCCUCACAGCACGAGCUGGACGCGAGCGGGCGGCGCUGCAAGCGGCGGAACAACACCGACUGGAUAUGGCUGCAGGCCUGCCUCGGUGUGGUUGAAGGCGACGCGCGCUGCGUGGACGCCUACCUCGCGUCGGGGGGUGACCCCGCGCGCCCCCUCACCGCCUCCGAGGUGGCGUUGCUCAACCGCGCUUCGGCCUUCGACACUGGCCACACGCUGGUGCAUCUAGCCAUCAGAUUUCAAAGACAAGAAAUACUAUCGACAUUGCUGUCUCGAAUAUCGGGCGGCGGGCCGGGAUUGAAGAGGUCACCUUCAUACGUAGCUCCUGAUCUGGCGACGGCUAUCCGCCGCCACAUUGCGGGCUGCGUUCGAUACAAGAAGGGCAGCUUUCCGUGCCGGUACAUCAACGAGUUCUGCACAUUCUCAUUACCGUCAGAAAUCGAGGAGCUUCCGGCGGCUAUACAGGAGCAGCUGUUCUCAGAGCUGCUGGACCGCGAGGCGCAGCAGACGCUUGAGGCGGACCCGCCGCUCAUCAACUGGAGCUUGCAUCUCACUGUCACGCUAGGUUCCCGUCUAUACGCGCUGUGGAACCGCUCGGCCGGCGACUGCCUGCCCGACGCGGUGUGCCAGGCGGCGUACGGCGUGUCCGACCGCGCCAACGUGCUGCGCACCGCGCUGGCCGACACUCUCCACCAGGCGAACCGCAGUUUUUACUCGCGCUGGACGGCGUGGGAGCGCCUGCAGGCGACGGAGCUUCACUACCAGCCUGAGGAGACGCAGCUGCGCACUGAGUGGGCGCGGCUGGUGGCCGCCGCCGCCAGACCGGGGACUGCGCUGCACCAGCUGCACGUGUUCGCGCUGGCGCACGUGAUGCGGCGGCCGAUCUUCGUGUACGGCGUGGAGGUCGUCAACUCGUUCCGCGGCGAGGCGCUCGGCUACGCGCGCUUCCAGGGAAUAUAUCUGCCAUUGCUGUGGGAGCCGGAGUUCUGCUCCAAGUCACCGCUGUGCCUGGGCUACACGCGCGGACACUUCUCCGCGCUCGUGCCCAUAGAGCCGUACGCGCACAGGCACGCUUACAUUUGUCGGGACCAGCAGGAAGAGGCCGAAGACACCACGUACCUGCCGCUCACCGAUUCGGACGGGAAGCUACUGCCCGUACACUUCCUCACUUGUGACGAGCUGGCGGAGGAGGAGGCGCUGGUGCGGCGCUGGGUGGCGGCGCGCGCGGGCGGCGGCGCGCUGGCGGCGGCGCAGCGCCUGCACGCGCGCCCGCUGCUGCAGGCGCAGAUGCUGGAGGAGUGGCUCAACCACUACCGCCGGCUGGCGGCGUGACGCGACGUGACGUGACGUCACCGCCAACAUGUCAGGCGCCAUCAUCAGCUGAGACUGCACACAUCUGCAACGUUCUCAUCCGACGCAGACAUGGACGAACACACACACUCUCCGAGGACCCCCUGCACACACAGACAUACUGUAUUCGAAAUACAAAUGUCAUUCAUGUCAUGGAAAACACACUCUUUGAUUUUAUAUCUUAUUAUAAUUUGCUCUGUAAAGGUCUCCGCACACUAGGCGGCCACGAUUACGAUCACGUUGGACGUGGUCGCAAUGCCUAUGAUUUGGCUGCUUAUUUACUACUACGAAAGGUCAUGUGCUUGAUGCUACUAACACAGUCUUCCCCAAUGCAAGUGGACAGAGAAUAUACCCUACCGGCAAAGACGUAUCGCCAAGCGAUUUAGCGUUCCGGUACGAUGUCGUGUAAAAAGCGAAAGGGGUGGAUUUCCAUCGUACUCCUAACAAGUUCGCCCGUUUCCAUCUUUGAGUGCAUCAUCACUUACCAUCAAGUGAGAUUGUAGCAACGGCUAACUUGUAGAGAAUAAAUUUAAAAAAUAUGGCUAGUAUUCCUUAAAAAAAAUAUAAGGUUUCUUCAGUUUACCUGGUCGUGGUCAUGGCCGUCUAGUGUGCGAGUGCCCUAAGGGUUGAUAUUCUAUUUUUGGAAGACGUCUUUGAUUGUAGUGGUAAGACAGCACUAACAUGUUUGUGUGUGAAAACUUGAGUAACGUCAGACAGCAGAAAAGAAAUGUCAAAUUAUUGAUAUAUGGGCGUGUAACAUCGAAACCCGUUUACCAAAAAACCGUUGCUUAGCAACGAGUUACAAAGUAUGAUUAAUUAACAUAUUAUUUCUGUAUUGCUGACGCUGCUUUACUGUCAUUCACAAACACGCCUGUCUUACACUUUAACAAUUCUACUAAUUUUGUAGAGCAAUAUAAAAUUGAAUUUUAUGGUAUAAUAAAUACGGAUUAUUUUCCUUUGUGUAAAUUGCUUAGUAUAGCGCGGCAGCUGGUUGCAUAUUGUAUCUUAAGUAAUUAAAAUCAGGUGUUACUUUACGGAAGUUCGUUAUGAAUAGGAAUUUAUUAUGCUAUUCUUCGCAAAAUAUCGACGAAUUCAAGGGAUAACUUCAAUAAAACGAUAGAAAAUCCUCUACGUACGUUUUUCUACUAAUUUAUUAUCGUUUACAUAUUGUAUAUGUUGCCGGCAAUCUGUUUAAUUCAGGUAUUCUAUACAAUGCCUAGGCAAUGUAUUUUAUUUCAUAAUGCCUAUACAUUUUAGGUAUUCUAUACAUUGCCUAGGCAUAGUAUACUAUACUAUGCCUAGGCAAUGUACCGAUUAUACAAAUUGCCGAUAACAAUGACAUUAAACGUAAUAUCUUAUAAUAGCUUAUAAACUAAGAGCCUACGGCAGACAGACAUACCUCAUUUCAUAAUUUCUGAAAAUUUGUCAGAAUAUGCUUCUAUCCCCAACCCACAGUAUAAUAAUAAAUAAAUAUUAUAUAGGGUUGUGUUACGUUUAGGAUUUGUGGGUAAAAUACUGGCAGCCAUAUUUAUAACAUCGAUUAAAAGGAGAUAUCCUAAUUUGGGCCCACUUUUCAGAAUGAUACAAAACAUACUAAAAAUCUUGUAUAUUUAACUAGAUUACCCCAUUUAAAGUUUAAAAAAGUUUAAAAAAGUUUUUAGGAUUAUUUUACAUUACAUUUACAUUAGAAUCUUAGGCGAAUAAUAUUCGCGAACAGGCAAAGUAAGCUGAUUUCAUUAUUUUCACACCGAUCCUGCUUUACAAAUGCAUAUCGUAGUGAUUUAUAUAUCCUUUUUGAUGCGUAUUUCAAUCUGUCUGUCAAUGUCAAAGUCAAUCAAUGAAUGAGAUGUCAUUGUCAAAUAUCAUUAUCUUAAUUUGAUUAGAUGUGUCCUCAGACCAAUUAUUGUAUAGGACCUGCCUCGCUAGACGUUACUUUUCUGCCAAAGUAUAUGAUCAACGAUCUAACGCUAUUAUAAAAACUGUCUACAAAGAAUCGAUGUUUCAUAGUUGUAAUGGAAUUCGUCGGUUAAAGAGCUGCUUACGAAUACAUUUUUAUGUAGUUGAAUGGUGUAAAAAACGGGCAAGAACUUCUAGUUUAGUAUAAGAUAUGCACCAAAUCCAAGCUCGUUUUGUUCGGAAAAUGACAGACAAUUUUGUUCGUGAAUAUGGGUGCAAUACUGGUCCUUCUAUAAUUGGUCUGAGGAUGUGUCAAGUUAGUGGCAAAUAAUAUUAAACUGUCGUCUGCAUAGAUCUAUAAAUUUAUGGUCGCAAAUGACUUAGACACAGAUAGUACAAUGAUUUUUUUUUUAAAUAAAAAUUGGUCUCAUGAGUUGUCGUUAAUUGUCCUAAUUUAUGGCUAGUAUUGGGCCCGAGUUUUACGGAGACUGGGUAUCUGUUUUAGGCAUCAAACUUAAGUGGACCUAAUCAUUACUAUUUAGGGCUCCCGCAUACAACUGCCUCGGAAUGUGGUUGAUGUUUCGUUUCGGUUCGGUCGAAACUACAGCCGAAACCGAAACUGAAGCUGAAGUUGAAAUUCGUUUUACUUAAUUUAACUAUAACUGCCCCCCCCCCCUUUAACGCGCGUUACAGCUGCUUUUGUGGCUUCUUCUUGCUUCUUGUGGCGGCAUUUGUUGAACUUAAAGUUUACUUUACUUUGAAAUAGCUUGGUGCUUAAAUCUAAAUCAAUAUUUAUUUAUAUGGCUGUAUGAGAUCAAGUUGGCACAAAAUUUAGAAACGUUUUUAUCAUUAGGGAUAAUCCGAAAGCAUUGCAGGAUGGUUUCUGAGUUAUUGUUUAAAAUGUGAUAUUUGCUCAUAUUUUCUAUGAUAAUCUAAAAAUUAUAUGUCCUAAACUUCCAUUAACAUUAGCUAAUGCUUUUUUAUUAUAGAGAUAAAUAUUGUGUUAUAGCUAUAUAUUAUAGCUAUCACAGACUAAUGAGAAAAGAAAGACAGUACACUAAUGUUUCUACGGCACCCUUGUUAUCACUGUACUGGGUAUUGUGGAUGAAUUGAGUAUCCCAUCAAAAUGUUAUUUUCUACUCUCGAAAACACAUAUCGAUAGUGAUUUUUCUUCCGUCAUCCGUGCAUUUGCUUGAUGUGUUUAUAUAAAUCGAGAUUUUCAUUCACUAAAUAACAACCGGUGGUGUAGAUUCCAACACAGUUUCGUGACCUUCAAAGGAGAUGGUCCAAAAUUGUAUGGAGCCCAGGUCCAGUCAUUUUACCCUAGCGGAAAUAAAAGAAGAUAUUAUUUUUAACUAUUUUUGAUUGUACAAAUCUACGAAUUUACUUUAAUUCUUUCGAAAUAAUAUUCAUUAUCUCCCAAGAAAUGCAACAUUAAUAAGGGUAUUCAUGGCGGAUAGAUGACGUUUUCAAUACAUUAAUCAAUUUGACGUUUGCUGUCAACUGUCAUGUCAUAGUUACUCCAUGGACGCCAUCUUGAUAUAACUUAAUUUUUUUUUAUUUUAUUUAUUUCUUUUUAUUUAGUAAGAUUUAUUCACUUUAAUAAAUUUUAUUAAAUUCCUUGUAUUUUUUAAAUUUUAAUGAUACGGGGUACAAGAGUAAACCUGAAAUGGACCAUCUCCUUUGGUUCAAAUAUGUUUAGUUUUUAAUUAACGCAUAUAGCAGCUAAUACUCAUCCAGUUAACAAACUACCUACCGUAUGAUAAUUACUGAACUCUCAUUAUGCAGGAAAAAAAAAGAAACAUGGAGAAAAUGAAAAAAAAAAUUCAAUACACAAUAAUAAAUAUACAAGAAAAAACUAGUCACAGUUAUCAAUUUCUUCGUGAGUUUGAAUUGAGUUUUUUUUAAUAAUUAAUUCUUGACAAGUACAGGUUAAAAAGACGUUAAAUAUCAAAGACAAAAAGGAAAAAGAUAGACGGUAACUGAGGGUCUGCGAUAUUUUUUAUUGUUAUUUUUAAUAACUCAAUAGCCACGACUGUAUAACACAUACUUGCUAUUUUUUUAUAUUUUGGCUAGAAACUAUAUAAUAAGUUCGAACUCGUAAAUAAUAACACUAUCUUAUUCAUUUUUAUUAACUUUGAAAAUUUGAGUCAAAUAACUACUUUCAGCAAUAAUUAUCACAAUGUGUACUUAAAAGUAAAGAAAAUUGUAGUUGUAGAUAGGCAAAUUCAAUAUUACACACAAAAUAUGGAACAAAGCAAAGAAAACAACGGAAGAGAUUUCUAAAAUGCGCAAAUGCUUAUCGUCCAAAACAAUUACCUAGAGACUAUAGAGAGAUAACCAAGGCAACAAAAAAAAUUUUUGGUUGGCUGUAGAAUGUUAGUUCUGAUAUGUUUAUUAUUAUUUUUUUUUAUUUUCAAUAAUGUUACGUAUGUAAAAAAUAAUAAAAAAAUCCAGUCCUCUGGAUGCGGAGAUAGAGGACCCAAACAAUCGGUGACUUGGGCUCCAUAGCAGUGGCUUACACAAACGUUUUUAACUAUACCUUUUUCAAUACAAAUUUAUAAUGAGUUAUUAUGGGAGACAGUGUUUUUCUUGCAUCUAUGAAAUGUUAAAUACUGAUCCUGAGGAACCUCACAAUAAGCGGCUUCUCAAGAAUAACUGCCUUCUGUAUUCGACCAUUGGUUAAACAGUCAUGUGAAAACUUUAGUCAUUGGUCGAAGCUUUUUGCUUUAAGACCAUUGACUGAAACGACUAUCGGAACAACAAUAAGUUGGCUCAACAUUCCACAUGGCGAUAAUUUCGCGAGCAAGGUCCCAAGUAUUUUGAUACUUAUUCCUUUUCAACUUUCACCAUAUUAUCGUCAUUUGGAACAGUAAUAUUACAAAUUAUUAUGUUCAGCGCAUUGAGUACUUAGUGGGAGUUUUUAGUGUUUUCAUACUGUGACGAUCGGGUAAACGUAAACGCGGAUUUCUAAGGAAUUGAACAGUUGUGCAGUAGUGCCGCUAGAUGGCGCUGUUUUAAUUCCUUAGAAAUUCGCGUUUACGUUUACGCGAUAGUCACAGUGUCUCCCACUGGGCACUCUGAUCGAUAGACUAGCAUUAAGUUAGGGCUUUUAGUCAUGUUUCAAAGCGAUUCUCUUUCUACAAAUUACAUUUGUUAUUGAUAGGUCACGUGAACAACAUUUCAAUCGGUUAAGUCACUCUCAUACAUUUUUUAAUUUUCGAAGCGAUAGUGUCUGUAGAAAGAGAAAAUCGCUAUGUAACAUGGCUAGACGCUCAUGUUUACUGGCUGUAUAUUAUUAUAGUUCUAAAAUCCAUACUUUUUCUCUUACAGACUACAUUAUCUCGGUUUAAUACUAAAUUAUCGUCUAAGGAGAGUCUAUUCGAAGUAAAAAUUAAAAAAAAAGGAUAUUUUACGAUACUGUACAGAGAGUAUAAGGUUCUAAUAAUAUUUAUUUUGUUCUUUCGGUUGUAUGUAAAUAUUUAUGUUAAAAUUGUGUUUUUUUUGUGUAUAUUGUUAAUCGAUUUUAUCUGUAUGAUAAGUAUAAUAUAGAUUGUCUCACCAUAGUGCAUAGGUUUUUUCGCCUUUUCGGGUUUAGAUGGUUGAGGUGAGAUUUUUAGGCAGAGAGCCUGCAUAGCCAGACAUAGUGCACUUUUGGAAACGCAGAAACUGUGACAGCCUAUAGUCCUACUAUAGACAAUUAAAAUUAUGGAGUUUGGACUGUGGUGGCUUUGGAAUGUAGAUAUCAAGAGACCCUUAAUCUUACAAACAUGAAGUGCAUUUCUUUUAUAUUUUCCUCAGCAUGAUAUAAAAAAUCAUGUCCCCAAUAGUCAGUCACGCCAGCCUGAAGACCUCCGCUAAAGAUUUUUUUUAAAGAUAAUAAUUAAGGGUCUUAGCGAAGAGCUGCCAAAAAACCAAGUGUCUGGCGGUUUCUCAAGAUGUCCUGGAGAAAAUAUCAUAAAAUUACGUUUUGUUGUACCCUUUAAACCUAACCUAACCUUUUGAACUUCUAAAGCCACUACGGUUCAUACUCUACAAUUGGCUAUCGGAGUAACCCAUGGUAGGAGCAUUGGCUGACAAACUGUCAGCCUUCCCAGAAUGAGGUGUCUGGCUAUAACAGGCUCUCAGUCCAUUAGGGCCCUUUACAUUUGGCGUUUCUGAAGUGUAGAUUCGUUGCUUUUAUGUGCACAGUGUGCCUAGUGGGAGUUUUCAAUAUUUUCAUACUGUUACUAUCGCGUUAACGUAAACGCGAAUUUAUAUGGAAUUGAAACAGUUGUGCAGUAGUGCCACUAGAUGGCGCUGUUUCAAUUCGCGCUUGGAAAUUCACGUUUACGUUAACGUGAUCGUCACAGUAUCAAACUGCCACUAGGCCCUCAGCAACGAGAUUCAGCAAAAUCGUGUCAAGGUUUAUUAGGUAUAUUUUACUAUUGAAUUGUUUAGUGCGACGACCACAUGGGCAUAUGUCAUAUGUCAAAAUGUACAACCAUGUAUAAACCUUAUGUCUGCUCCUCGCGUUGGCCUAUUUUUUGGCAAAUAUGUGGGCUAUCACGUAGUGCAGGUAUUUUGUAACAACCUCAAUAUUCGCCACAAUUAGACGUUAAAUAUCGGGGUUAGGCUGCUUGUCCACCAAAACGGAGCGAGGGAGCUUAGCGGAGCAUCGGAGUAAUGCGGAGCGGAUUUGCGUACUGUGUCUGUCUACCGGAGCGGAGCGAGGUUGCGGAGCGGAGUUGCAGACUAUGGUAUGUAAAUAAAUGUUAAAAAGUUAUUUAAUCCCGCUCCGUUUCCUCCGCUUACCGGUUUUAUAUGAAUUUUUAAACUAGCUCGCAAGUCCCUGUCCACUUAAGAGGAGCAGAGAUUAAAAGUGCAAUCCUAUUGGUUAAUAUUUCUCAGUUUGUCGGCUCCGCUGCCUAUCUCCGAUUUGGUGGACUAGCAGUCUUAGACUGUAUCUUAUUUAACAUCACAAUACUUAGGUGCGCGUCUCAUUUUAGGCCUUAUUUAUAAACGUCUAAUGAAAUCGUGGUAAUAAUGUUGUGUAAUUGUGAUACAGGCCUGCUAUGUCGUCAAGAUAAAAUGUACCUAAUGCACCUUGUUUUAAAGUCGUACAUUAUGUACUACCGAGUUUUAGUUAGUAAACGUUCCGCUAGUAUGACAGUUACGGUUUCGCUAAAAUUAAGCUUUAAAUCAAGGAAUAUUAGAUCUAUUUUUCACUUACGUUAUAGUGUUAAGACGCUCGAAAACGACUACGGAGUCUCAGGCUAAGUGCGUUUUUGUGUACUUAUUCGUAUUUUAUUAAUGUAUACGUGUGUGUUUUUUUUUUAACAAAACCAUAGACGAACAUCGUAUAUGAAAUAGUGCACAAAUAACUACAUACAUAAAAACGUAUCGAAUAUGUACGAGUGAGUUCACAAAUGCUUUAGGUAUAACUAACUUUCAAUGGGAUUUGUUGCGUGAAGAGUUUCGUUCACUCUAACAGGCCGUACAGACUACUUUAGUAUUAUAGUCGAGUCCGAACAAUUUUUGAAUUUACAGCCCAAAAAUCGUUUGUAGUCGACUAAAUUACUAAAGUAGUCCGAACAAGACUUAAAGCGAAGGCCAAAUCAAUGCGUGCAAACUUCUGACAAACAAAAAUGCGGUCUUAAUUAUUAUAGGUAAAUGCUGCGUGACCAUAAAAUGAGGGAACGGUAUAGAUUAUAUUACGCUCUCUUUCAUUUACAGACCUCACGGGAGACGUUAGUGAUGCACCGCAUGUACAUUGUACAUAUCGAUAUAGAGGAAUUUUACAUCCGAUAUUGUCGAAGCUGACUUUAAAAUAAGAGGAGGCAUGACUGGAUUCUACUGAACAAGUUAUAUGGAAUUAAAUCUUGUAUAAAAAUUGUAAUGAAUUCCCGCAAUGUCAGACUAUUCAUCUAAAUAUGACGCCACUCUUGACCGUGGACGUCGGUUGAACACAUUGGUUUGGUCUGUUAUAGCUUAUAUUUGAGGCUGUAGAUAGCAUUGAAGGUUGAAGGCGGCAUGUUUAAGGCUCCGUUCAAGAAAUAGAGUUUAGUUUUAUCCUUGAUAGCAAAAUAUUUAAUAAUAAAAAUUAAUAAAGAGUUGAAUAGUCGAUAAAUAAAACGUAGCUCGUUUUUAUUUUUCUGGGGUUUUCGCCUUUAAUAAUAAUUUUCGUUGGGAUUCUUAUAUAAAUAAUGUACCUACAUAUUUAAUGUAUUUUUUUUUCCAUUUGCUCUUUCACAAAUUUGUCCUUGCAAUGCCUUUUUUUUUCAAUAAAACGCGUACAAUUUAAUUUUAGAUCUUUCCUAAUAAUCUGUGUAACCUACAAAAUUUAAUCAAUAAAGCACUUAUUUUAUGAAGCGUUCUUUA
This is a messenger RNA of Bicyclus anynana (squinting bush brown), 10487 nucleotides long. RefSeq names its product ubiquitin thioesterase trabid (gene trbd). Gene Ontology annotation, cellular component: nucleus; cytoplasm. The record is from RefSeq and is a predicted model, not a curated record. Bases 327 to 2213 code for a protein of 628 amino acids. Lineage: Eukaryota; Metazoa; Arthropoda; Insecta; Lepidoptera; Nymphalidae. Gene Ontology annotation, biological process: protein K29-linked deubiquitination; protein K33-linked deubiquitination; protein deubiquitination involved in ubiquitin-dependent protein catabolic process. The transcript is spliced from 18 exons. Gene Ontology annotation, molecular function: K63-linked polyubiquitin modification-dependent protein binding; cysteine-type deubiquitinase activity.